Komagataella phaffii GS115 is the source of this 369-nucleotide messenger RNA. RefSeq lists its product as hypothetical. The transcript has a single exon. The record is from RefSeq and is a predicted model, not a curated record. NCBI's taxonomy places the organism in Eukaryota, Fungi, Ascomycota, Pichiomycetes, Pichiales, Pichiaceae. Gene Ontology annotation, biological process: response to oxidative stress. The coding region runs from base 1 to 369 and encodes 122 amino acids.
AUGACCAACCCAACUGCAUUUGCCCAGACUACAAGGUAUGUCAAGGAUUCCACGGAAAUGAGAACCCUGGUGCUCAAUUUAUACCGUAGAUACUUAAGACACUCUAGAGGAUUUGUCAACAAUUACAACUUGGAUAUUCCAGCUUCCCAAGUCAGAACAAAGAUCAGACAAGAAUUUGAAAGACAGAGAUUCGUCAAAGAUCUACCACUGAAAAAUGUCCUAUAUAUGAAGGCUCAAAUGGAGUUCCAGGAGCUGGUCAAUUUCUGGAAACAACAAUGUCAUGUCAUGCAAUACUUUGAAUCCAUUGAUCACCAGAACAAGAUCAAGGGAGAUUCAUUUGUACAAAAGUUCUUGAAGGGAGCUCAAUAG